Molecule: messenger RNA, 471 nt
Organism: Melampsora larici-populina 98AG31
Lineage: Eukaryota; Fungi; Basidiomycota; Pucciniomycetes; Pucciniales; Melampsoraceae
Exons: 2
Coding region: 1-471 (156 amino acids)
Source: RefSeq, a predicted model, not a curated record
AUGAUCGACAAUAAUUGUACUCAACCUCCUCCCGCUCCGUCGACUCCAGAAACUCCCUUGACUCCAGAAACUCCCUUGACUCCAGAAACUCCCUUGACUCCAGAAACUCCCUUGACUCCAGAAACUCCCUUGACUCCAGAAACUCCCUUGACUCCAGAAACUCCCUUGACUCCAGAAACUCCCUUGACUCCAGAAACUCCAGAAGCUCCAGAAACUCCCUUGACUCCAGAAACUCCAGAAACUCCAGAAACUCCAGAAACUCCAGAAACUCCAGAAACUCAUUCUCUAGAUUCCACUUCUGAAGACGAGCAUUUUAUGGACCGGGAAUAUGAACACUUGGGGCUGAUCGCAUCAGGUGGAUUUGGUGAAGUUUGUGUGGCCAGAUCUAACUGCGAUCAAAAGUUAUAUGCAGUUAAAAUUAUUCCACGAUACGAUCAACGAGGAAAUGAUCCUCAUUAUCAAAUAUUAUGA